This is a messenger RNA of Misgurnus anguillicaudatus (oriental weatherfish), 2789 nucleotides long. The record is from RefSeq and is a predicted model, not a curated record. NCBI's taxonomy places the organism in Eukaryota, Metazoa, Chordata, Actinopteri, Cypriniformes, Cobitidae.
AUUUAACAAAAUAAAUGAUGUAAAAUCACAUUUGUCUGAUUUACAGAUUAUUGACUGGAUUGUGAAGAUCUGCAUGGCUUUGAAAUACCUGCAUGAUCAACAGAUCCUGCAUAAAAACCUGCAGCCUGAGAGCAUAUUCUUCACUACAUUUGGAACCCUCCGUCUUGGCGAGUUUGAAGUAAUACAUCAAUGGUCCACUGAAAAGCCAACAGUAGAAAAUAAACCUUCAUAUGCUGCACCUGAGAUUUUGAAUGGCAAACCUUAUGAGGAGAAAACUGAAAUAUGGAUGUUGGGAUGUCUCAUCUAUGAGCUGUGCAUGCUGAAGUGUGUGUUUCCAGUUGUUGGGAAGACCCUCAUAUCCUUUCAUGAAACUCUUCCUCUGACCUUCUCUGAGGAUCUUCGUCAGCUGGUAAAAGACACACUUCAACCUGAUCCAGCAUGUCGUCCGUCUGUCAGCGAGAUCUUGACCAGACCUUUUAUUAUUAAUCAUCUUCGGGAAAAGAUUUUGCAAACUAUUAAGACUCUUUAUAAGAUACUAGAGGACCUAAGAGCACUAGCGAAUGAUUUGGAAAGAGUCCAUUUCAACACAACCGUAGGCAGUCUCACAGGAGGUGUAGUGGGAUUGGCUGGAGGAAUCACAUCUGUGGUGGGACUUAUUCUUUCGCCAUUCACUUUUGGAGCGUCUCUGAUAGUAACAGGCGUGGGAAUCGGCACGGCAGUAGCUGGAGGAGUAACUGCUGGUACCUGCAACAUAACAAACAUGGUUAACCGGCACACAAACCGGCAAAAGAUCAAAAUGCUCAUAAAAGAAUUCCAAGAAAAGAUUAACUCCACAGUUUGCUGCAUCCAAAACAUCCAAAUAGCUGUGGAAACUUUAGAAAGGCAGUUUUCCACAAGCGAUGAUGCAUUUUUCAAUGCACAGCCAGGGGAAAAUAUUGGAGCUCAACUUGAACGAGGACUGGGAGGAAUUCCAGAGAUCUUCCAUCUAAUUGAAAUUGCAAAUAUUGGGAAGGUGGCAGCUCAAGCCGCAAGAGCCGUUCAUGUGGCUGAAGCGGCUUCAGGAGUUUUGUCUGCACUUUUAUUAGCUGUUGAUGUCUUCUUUGUGUUUCUCGACUCUAAAGAAAUCUACAACAUCCAUCAAGAUAAAGCUUUAAAAGAGAGUCGAAAAGCAUCAGCAUCCACCAGCAACCAAAGCACUGAGUUGACAGACAAGACAUCAAAUAACAGCGACACAACAAAUCUGUUGGCAGAAGACUUGAAGUCUGAGACCAUGAAAUUUGUAACAAAAAUAAGGAAGACCACAGAGGAGCUUCAGACAAUUCUGGAUACACUACGAGACUUAAUGCAACCAAUCUCUGAGACACCAAACAACAACAACUAAAAUUUGUUAGUUAAGAUCAGUGUGUUCUUUAGUCAUAAAUUGAUUAUAGUUGUAGCAACAGUUAGGUUUAUAUUCUGGGUUUCCAUGAUUAGAUACCAUAUAAAAUAAAAUAAUGCUCAUUCACAGGAGGUACAACAAGCUGAAAUGCUUCUGUUGUGACUUUCUUACCUUUAUUUCCUUGAUAUUUAGGAAAUCAGAAAUCAUAGUACCUUUUUUGUCUUUAUAUGUUUGUGGUUCCUUAAUGUAGUUUUCUUUUACUUGCACUAAAAUAAACGUAUUUUGAUUCAAUUCACUACAUUUUAACAGGCCUAUUAACAUUAUUUUUUUAUCAUGGCAUGCCUAUCUCAAGUCUGGGGCAAUAAAGAAAUCUGUUUAUUUAGCAGUUUAGCUAGUUGCUGUGAACAUUUUCAAGAUAUGACUUUAUCCCUCAGUUUCACAGGCAAAGCAAAAUGCGAGUCCUAGACUAAAGCACAGGAUACACUGCACAAUUUUUGGCUGUCCCAGAUGAAGGAUUGAUAUUGUGAAACAAUCGUCUGGAUUUCUGUGAUCAUGGCUCUUCAUCAGUGAUACUAUGUCGUACAGUGAGAGAGGUUCAAAGACUGCCGUUUUCCUGGUCUUGCGUCCAAAGAUAGCCUACGAUAGUUUUCUGACAGUGUCAGAAAUUCAGCAUGAUCAAUGCAUGUUUUCUGCUACGACCUGCGUACCAGUAUUUGUUUUUCCACUAGCGCAUGCUGGUGACAUUGCUCUAACGUGUGACGCAGCCGCCAAAGCUUCUGACUCAAUAGGUGUCAUCAUCGUACAGUCUACAUCCCAGUCAACACUUUGAUCUCUCAGUGAAGUCACCAUGAGCUUACAAGAUCCUCAAAAUGUUGUCACAAUGUGUGCGUCACAGUAAGCUUAAAUUGUAACCACACAGCGCACUCACGGUUUGCUCAUAUAUUAAGGUCACCAUAUGAGGUCGCUGCACACUCAGUGUGAGCUCAUCUACCUAUAAAGCACAUGGUAUGAAAGUACCAGAUGUUGCUCAGAGUACUAAUAUUCUACCGUUUGCUAAUCGGAAACAUGUCGCAGAGACUUCAAUAUUUAAUUGCAAAUCAUAUACGGACAAUAAAAAAAGUGAAAGAGACAUGAUUGUCUCUGCAUUUAACCCCUCCAUGUCACGGCUAGUCCGUGUCAUGUUUUGUGUAUUGCACUGAUCCGUCUCACCUGGACACUCAUUGACUCAUUAUGCCAAUACACUACACCUGUCUUAUGUUUAAUUGUCUUUGUAUUUAUAUGCCUUGUUUCUGUCACACCGGUUGCCGGAUUAUUGUCAUUACCCUGUCUGUUCCCUGUGUUGGAUGUUCCUGUUUUCCUGUGUUCCUGUAUUCACCAUGUCAGCCCUCGUGUCUUUAAUAUUAAAUGUUAU